AUGUCUGGUCUAGAUACCCGCGAGGAAUCAGUGCCGCAUCGUGGCUUCACAGUCAAGGCCCGCGAAGUUCUGCUAGAACCACCAGCACCGUUCGCAUUAACCAAGGAUAUUUCCGGAAGUUGUUCAAAUAUAUCUGACAGCCCCAAAGCACCACAUCGUGGAUUUACUGCUAAAGCACGGGAAAUGCUUGUUGAAAGGCAGACACACGAUAAUCACCACGGUUUAAAAUGUAAGUUUAAAAACAACCAUAGCUUAUACGGUAAGCGAAGGUUAGGAAGAGUGAGGAAAAUCAGAAACGGAGAAAAGGGGAAGAGAGGCUAA
This is a messenger RNA of Gongylonema pulchrum, 321 nucleotides long. The record is from the annotation of a GenBank genome assembly. NCBI's taxonomy places the organism in Eukaryota, Metazoa, Nematoda, Chromadorea, Rhabditida, Gongylonematidae.